AUGCUGUUGUCAUUUUCUGCUAUUCGCAAGGAUGUUGUCGAUGUUCUGGAUUUCAUGGAGAUGUUAAAGAAUGAAGAAGAUCAAAAAGUUGGUGUCGUGAAUCUAAUUGAAAAACUGCAAUUGGAGCUGGCAUUUAUUUGUACAUACGUCCAGCUACCUCAUUCCGUAUUGGAAGAGUUUGAAGAUAUAAUGACUGGAAAAAGACAAGAGGUUGAGAAUCUUUUUCGAUCAAUUUUGUGUGAUGUUGAGCCCAACGUGGGGAUUAAAUACGACAUCCAUCAUGUUGUUACUUGCCUCAGGGAUAAUCUUGAUUAUUUUAUCAGCUCACAGCAUCAUUCUAAAUCAAGUGCUACCAUGACUGACGAGCAGUUGAACUUCCUCUUCUUGAAUCUCCAACAUCUAUCUAAGUAUGAGAUUCUUCAGAAUGUAUGUGGCAACAUAAAAGAAUUCCACGGGUUGAUAAUGAAUGGCUGCGUUGAGCACGAGAUUAUUGAAUAUGUCUUACCUCAGUUUCAACGUAUGGCUGAGAGAGUUGGACACUUCCUUUGGGAUGAACUAAUUAGUGAUCAAGACUCUAGAGUCGUCAAGCUAGCUCAUCUAUAUUUGAAGAUUAUUCCAAUUGAACUAGAGGUGAUGCACAUAUGUUUUACAAAUUUGAAAGGUUCAACUUCAGCAGCAGUUGAACUCUUCAUUGAGAAGCUCCUGGAGAUCAUUCCGGAUAUUCUUAAGAGAAUAUCUGACUCAUCUUCUCGAGCACAUGACUUUAUUCAUCAUGACAAAUUAUUUGAUCUCUUGGCACAUGUUGGAGAACUUACCAGGAAAGUAUCGACUCUUGUUCAAGAUUUAGAAGAGAAAUCAAGGAAACACUUAAAUGAUUUGUUCGAUUCCAAUGCUUAUUCAAUUGCUUUGAUAAAAGAAGAAAUUGAACUGGUGAAAGAAGACCUAAAAUUCCUACGAUCCUUCUUGAUUGGCGUUGAGCAAGAAUUAUAUAAAGAUCUUUGGACACGUGUUUUAGAUGUGGCAUAUGAGGCAAAAGAUGUCAUUGAUUCAAUUAUCGUUCCGAAGAACAGGGGCCUCAUUGUUGUAAACUCUCCCGAGAAGUCAGUUGAGAGAAAUUCAUUGACAGCUGGUAAAAUAAUUGUAGGUUUUGAGGAGGAGACAAACAUGAUAAUUAAGAAGCUCACUAGCGGACUGGCAGAUCUAGAUGUCAUUUCGAUCACUGGUAUUCCAGGUUCGGGUAAAACUACUUUGGCAUACAAAGUAUACAAUGAUAAAUUAGUUUCUAGUCAUUUCGACAUUCGUGUGUGGUGCACAGUCGGCCAUGAGUAUGAUGAGAAGAAGUUGUUGCAUAAAGUUUUGAAUCAAGUUACUGGCCCAGAUUUGAAGUUCAGUGAAGAUACUGAUGUUGCUGAUAUGCUACGGAGACAACUGUUUGGAAAGAGGUACCUAAUUGUGUUAGAUGAUGUGUGGGAUAAUACUACGUGGGAUGAAUUAACAAGACCUUUUCCAGAAUUUGAGAAAAGAAGUAGAAUUAUAUUGACGACUCAAGAAAAGAAAGUGGCUUUGCAUGGAAAGUGCAACACUGAUCCUCUUAAUCUUCGAUUGCUAAGACCAGAAGAAAGUUGGGAGUUAUUAGAGAAAAGAGCAUUUGGAAAAGAGAGUUGCCCUGAUGAACUAUUUGAUGUUGGAAAAGAAAUAGCCGAAAAUUGUAAAGAGCUUCCUUUGGUGGCUGAUCUGAUUGCUGGAGUCAUUGCAGGUUUGGAAAAGAAAAAGACUGUGGCUUGAAGUUCGAAAUGAUUUGAAUUCCUUUAUUUUGAACAGUGAAGUG
Solanum stenotomum is the source of this 1828-nucleotide messenger RNA. RefSeq names its product putative late blight resistance protein homolog R1A-10. The transcript is spliced from 5 exons. Gene Ontology annotation, molecular function: ADP binding. The record is from RefSeq and is a predicted model, not a curated record. Gene Ontology annotation, biological process: defense response to other organism. The coding region runs from base 1 to 1785 and encodes 594 amino acids. Lineage: Eukaryota; Viridiplantae; Streptophyta; Magnoliopsida; Solanales; Solanaceae.